CAGUCAGCAGCCGUCAAUGUAGUAUGUGAAUUAGCAAGAAAAAAUCCAAAAAAUUAUUUAUCCUUAGCACCUGUGUUCUUUAAGCUUAUGACUACAUCUACUAAUAACUGGAUGUUGAUAAAAAUAAUCAAACUGUUUGGUGCCUUAACCCCAUUAGAGCCUCGACUUGGCAAGAAACUGAUAGAACCAUUAACUAAUUUAAUACAUAGUACGUCGGCGAUGUCGUUGCUGUACGAGUGUAUAAACACGGUGAUCGCUGUGCUGAUCAGCAUCAGCAGCGGGAUGCCGGGCCACGCCGCCUCCGUGCAACUCUGUGUUCAGAAACUAAGAAUACUCAUAGAAGAUACUGAUCAGAACUUAAAAUAUUUGGGUCUAUUGGCCAUGUCCCGGAUACUCAAAUCCCACCCAAAGUCUGUACAAGCACACAAGGAUCUGGUACUCGCUUGUCUCGACGAUAAAGAUGAAUCCAUAAGACUAAGAGCGUUAGGACUUCUAUAUGGCAUGGUAUCGAAGAAGAACUUGAUGGAGAUAGUGAAGAAGCUGAUGGUGCACAUGGAGCGGGCCGAGGGCACUCUGUAUCGCGACGAGCUGCUCACGCGCAUGAUCGAGAUUUGCGCGCAGAACAGCUAUCAGCACGUGGUCGACUUCGAGUGGUACAUCACCGUGCUCGCUGAGCUCACCGAGAUGGAGACCAGCGCUAAACAUGGCUGCAUGAUAGCCGCGCAGCUGACAGAGGUGGGCGCGCGCGUGGCGGACGUGCGGCAGUUCGCGGCGCGCGAGUGCAGCGCGCUGUGCGCGAAGGCGGCCGCCGCGCCGCCCGGCCCCGCGUCCCGCGAGGUGCUCUACGCCGCCGCUUACGUGCUCUCCGAGUAUUGCACGGAAGAGUCAGUGAUGCGCGAGUCGAUCCCGGCGGUGCUGGUGUGCGCACGCGCGCACGCGCACGGCUCGGGCGGGAUGCGCGCGCGCGCCGUGUGCGUGCACGCCGCGCUCAAGCUGCUCGCCAAGCUGCUGCUGCUGUACGAGCAGAGCGGACGCCGGGAGGAGGCCGUCAGCAUCAUCCAAGAGACGUUAUCUGGUCUCAAGCCACUGCUUUGUAGCGAGGACAUGGAGGUACAAGAGCGAGCUCACAAUGCAACUGCAUUACUGUCGCUGGUGUUAGCUCGAAUCGACCCAGACAGCUGUGUGCCCGAUAUCACUAUUAAGGAUUCAGUUAUUACUGACACGCUUGUGCAGCAUGAGAGCAAUGGAUUGGAUAAAGAGGAUAAUGUUGAAGAAUUGCUUAAUGGUGAGAAGACAUCAAGCAACUUUAGUGGUGGUAUGAUUGAGGAGUUGGCGAGUUUGUUUGAGGGCGAGUUAAAACCUGUGGCGCCUAAAGCACAGAAGAAAGUGCCAAUGCCUGCCGAGCUGGACCUCGAGCAGUGGCUGUCCCACUCGCGCUGGUCGUCGGAGAGCUCGAGCUCGGAGGACGAGGGCGCCGCGCUGUUCGCCGCGCCGCCGCCCGACGCGCGCCCCGCCACGCACCGCACGCACCUCACGCACCUCACGCCCGACGAGCUUCUGAUGCUUCGGGAAGCGCGCAAGCAAGAGCAAGCGAACAACCCGCACUAUCUGAAAGACGACUCGCCGCGCUCUUACCAGCAGGAUGACAUUCCUGUCGCGGAGAUAGCGCUAGAGGUGCCCUUGCAAAUACAAUCUAAGAGAUCUGAUCAGUACUUAAUAUCGAGAGAAAGCUCGAAAAAGGCGAAGAAAGAGAAGCGGCCGUCGAAGAAACGAAAGAGCAAGACUGAAAGACAUUCCACUGAAUCUGAUAGCGAUGAGGGCUCGGAGGCGCGCGUGCAGCGGCGGCCCGCGGUGGAGACGGGCGGCGAGCUGCCUGAGGGCGCCGCGCCCUCCGACGACGAGCCGCCGCCGCACGACGACCCGCACCGCGCGCUCGACCUCGACCUCGACGUACCUUUACGUGAGGAAGAAAUGCUCGUGACGAGAGUAAAGCAGUACCCUCAACCAGGAGGCGAGUUACUCAAAAAGAAAAAAGAUAAGAAAAAGAAGUCUUCUGACAAAAAAUCCACCGAAAAAACCACCAAGAAGAAGAAGACUAAGUCGUCGAAACAUGACAAAGAGGAGAAUCUUAUUAUUCCAGAACUGAACGCAAACAAUGCAACAGAAGAUUUACUUAUAAAUAGUCAUUUAAGUGACACAAACGACGUCAAUAGCGGUGGCGCAGACAUAGAGCCCGAAAAGCAGGUGAAAAAUAAGACUGAAAAACAUAAGAAGUCUAAGAAGGAUAAACACGAAACAAAAGUUGGGUACGAGGAAGCGUUGGGCAUUUCUACGCCCAGUAAAGAAGUUAUAUAGUGCGUAGCAUAAUACAAUGUACCUUUGAAUCCAUGUCACAUGCUGUCUCAGUGCAAUUGUUUAUUUGAACAAUUAGUUAUAUAAUUUCAUAUAUUUUAUAAGAAUUAUUUUAAUUCAUCUUAUAGGAAAUGAUGUCCACUAAACGUAUAUUGCUAUAAAUGUUUAGACUUAUAUGUAUAAUCAUGUACAGUUAUGAAAGAUAAAUAAGAUUUAUUAAAAGCGAUUCUUUUACUUUAAAUAAAGCUAAUUUCUUCAUGUUU
This is a messenger RNA of Zerene cesonia (dogface butterfly), 2615 nucleotides long. RefSeq names its product AP-3 complex subunit delta-1 (gene garnet). Gene Ontology annotation, cellular component: membrane coat; terminal bouton; AP-3 adaptor complex. The coding region runs from base 88 to 2355 and encodes 755 amino acids. Gene Ontology annotation, biological process: anterograde synaptic vesicle transport; synaptic vesicle budding from endosome; synaptic vesicle membrane organization. The record is from RefSeq and is a predicted model, not a curated record. The transcript is spliced from 15 exons. Lineage: Eukaryota; Metazoa; Arthropoda; Insecta; Lepidoptera; Pieridae.